CGGCAACCCCACCGCCUGUCGCCCGGACGCCUGGGCCGCGGAGUUCGUGUCCCGGCUCGGACCCCGGCGCCCAGCCCGGAGCCGUAACCUUGAGGCGGCGGCGGCGGGGCCGGGCCGGGCCGGGCCGGGGAGCGGCGGCGGCGCUGGAUCUGCGGCUGCCGGAUCGUUGGCGGGAGAUGUCGAACCCUGGGACGCGCAGAAACGGCUCUAGCAUUAAGAUCCGCCUGACAGUAUUAUGUGCCAAGAAUCUUGCAAAGAAAGACUUCUUCAGACUCCCUGACCCCUUUGCUAAGAUUGUGGUGGACGGCUCUGGGCAGUGCCACUCAACCGACACUGUGAAAAAUACAUUGGACCCAAAGUGGAAUCAGCACUAUGAUCUAUAUGUUGGGAAAACUGAUUCUAUAACCAUCAGCGUGUGGAACCACAAGAAAAUUCACAAAAAGCAGGGAGCUGGCUUCCUGGGCUGCGUGCGGCUGCUCUCCAACGCCAUCAGCCGGCUGAAAGACACUGGCUACCAGCGUUUGGAUCUAUGCAAACUAAAUCCCUCAGAUACUGAUGCGGUUCGUGGCCAAAUAGUAGUCAGUUUACAGACAAGAGACAGAAUAGGCCCUGGAGGGUCAGUGGUGGACUGCAGAGAACUGUUGGAAAAUGAAGGGUCCGUGUAUGAAGACUCGGGCCCUGGGAGGCCGCUUAGCUGCUUCAUGGAGGAGCCUGCCCCUUACACGGAUGGCACUGGUGCUGCCGCAGGUGGGGGCAACUGCAGGUUUGUGGAGUCCCCGAGUCAAGAGCAGAGACUGCAGGCACAGCGACUUCGGAACUCCGAGGUCCGAGGUUCACUGCAGACGCCCCAGAACCGGCCACAUGGCCACCAGUCACCGGAGCUGCCUGAAGGCUACGAGCAGAGAACGACAGUACAGGGACAAGUUUACUUUCUGCACACACAGACUGGCGUGAGCACGUGGCAUGACCCGAGGAUACCCAGAGACCUUAACAGUGUGAACUGCGAUGAACUUGGACCACUGCCACCAGGUUGGGAAGUCCGAAGUACAGUUUCUGGGAGAAUAUAUUUUGUAGACCAUAAUAACCGAACCACCCAGUUUACAGACCCAAGGUUACAUCAUAUCAUGAAUCACCAGUGCCAACUCAAGGAGCCCAGCCAGCCACUGCCCCUGCCCAGUGAAGGCUCUGUGGAAGAUGAAGAGCUCCCUGCCCAGAGAUAUGAAAGAGAUUUGGUCCAGAAACUGAAAGUCCUCAGACAUGAACUGUCACUUCAGCAACCCCAGGCUGGGCAUUGCCGCAUCGAAGUUUCCAGAGAAGAAAUAUUUGAGGAGUCAUACCGUCAGAUUAUGAAGAUGCGACCAAAAGACCUGAAGAAGCGGCUGAUGGUGAAGUUCCGAGGGGAGGAAGGUUUGGACUAUGGUGGAGUGGCACGGGCAAGAGUGAAAUGGCCCUUUUGUGAAGAUCUAGGCACAGAACUCUCAGCACAUAUGAGCUUUGUUGUUGUUGUUCCUAGGGAAUGGCUUUAUUUGUUGUGCCAUGAAAUGCUGAAUCCAUAUUAUGGACUCUUCCAGUACUCCACGGACAACAUUUACAUGUUGCAAAUCAACCCAGAUUCUUCAAUUAACCCUGACCAUCUGUCUUAUUUCCACUUUGUGGGUCGGAUCAUGGGUCUGGCUGUGUUCCAUGGACACUAUAUAAAUGGGGGCUUCACAGUUCCCUUCUAUAAGCAGCUUCUCGGGAAGCCCAUCCAGCUGUCUGACCUGGAGUCAGUGGACCCUGAACUUCAUAAGAGCCUGGUGUGGAUUCUAGAGAACGACAUCACUCCCGUUCUGGAUCACACGUUCUGCGUUGAGCACAAUGCUUUUGGGAGGAUUCUUCAGCACGAGCUGAAACCCAAUGGCAGAAAUGUGCCCGUCACUGAGGAGAAUAAGAAGGAAUAUGUGCGGUUGUAUGUAAACUGGAGGUUUAUGCGAGGCAUUGAAGCCCAGUUCUUAGCACUUCAGAAGGGGUUUAAUGAACUCAUCCCUCAGCAUUUACUGAAGCCCUUUGACCAGAAGGAACUAGAGUUGAUCAUAGGUGGCCUGGACAAGAUUGACCUGAAUGACUGGAAAUCUAACACGCGGCUGAAGCACUGUGUGGCAGACAGCAACAUCGUCAGGUGGUUCUGGCAGGCAGUAGAAACCUUCGAUGAAGAGAGAAGAGCUAGGCUCCUGCAGUUUGUGACUGGCUCCACACGAGUUCCUCUCCAAGGAUUCAAGGCCCUACAAGGUUCUACAGGCGCGGCAGGCCCCCGGCUCUUCACCAUCCACCUGAUAGAUGCAAACACUGACAACCUGCCCAAGGCCCAUACCUGCUUUAACCGGAUCGACAUCCCACCUUAUGAGUCCUAUGAGAAGCUCUACGAGAAACUGCUGACCGCAGUGGAGGAGACCUGUGGCUUUGCUGUGGAGUGAAGAGCAGCUCAGGGCGGCAGACUCUCACUCAUGACCACCAGACCAAAAGCAGAGCUUCUGUGUGCCUCCCGCAAAGCCGGCUGAGGCCUGGAGUUCCAGAAACCCGAGGGAAAAGGCUUCUCUCUCCUUCCUUGGCAGAAGGAGGGGGCAGGGGACUCCCACCAUCUGUCCCUCCUUUAUUAUAGUCCUCCCACCCCUCCAUUACCCAUCCAAUAAAACAAAGCCAGGUUCCGCCUUUGGCCUCAGUCACACGUGACGGACGAAAAGGCUCACGGCCCUGUGCUCUUCCUAAGGGUCAGCCGGGCCCACCAAGGGCUUGCACGGUUGCACAACAGCCACCUCCUCUCCAUACAGCCUCAGCGCCCCUUUUCAAGUUCAGCAGCUGCUGGUUACUUUACUAGAGCUCAGAUUCCAAAUCUUACAUCCUAGCAGCCUGUUCCGGGUGGCAGAUUAAUUUCUAACUCCACAGUGACUAUAUAGUGUAUGCUUAUUGGAAUUGUGCCAUGGCAGGAAGCUUGAGGCAAAAUGUGUUUCCCCUUUGAGAGGUGAAGGAAUUGGAGCAGCUUUCAUUGGAGGCCCAGGCUAUUUCUUUUCAGGGUAUCCUGGCUGAAAAAACUCAUUUUGCACAGAGAAAAACUAUCUUUCCUUUGCUGCAUCCUAUAUCCGGUUUGAAAUUCUUUCCGGUGAAAAUACCACAUAUCGGAGCUAAGCAAAGAACACACCAAAACCAGCCUCAGAUCCAACCAGUCGGUCCAGUGCGGACUCCCGUGCCCUGGUGUACGCGGAGGAGCACCGACUGUGUCUCUAGAAGUGUUACAGACUUUGAUGUGGCAAUUGCUAAGAGCGAAACUAACAAUUCUGUUACUAGUUGAAAAGGGGGGGACAGUGGCCCUGCUGAGCAGUUCCACCUGAGUUCGUGCUGUACACAAACAGGGUAUGGAUAUGAACCAGUGACACAGGAUGGGGAUGGCUUUACACGGACCCAGCUGGCCCCUUCUCCUGGUGGCACUGGUGACGUUAACAGUUCAGUUCACUAACCCACGUCUCCAUGGCUGAGCAAGGGCAAAGCCAGCCGACUGCAUUUCUACCACCAUUUCCAGUUUGCACAAAAGUUCAGACAGUGUUUUAUUUCCACAGAGUGGCUUGUUUUGGGACAGCUAAGCCUCCAUGGAAGAGAGCAGCAGCAACAAACUUCUCGGUAUGGUGUUGCUGUUUUAGUUUGGGGUGGGGGCGAGCACAGGGUAAUUCAUUAGCAAGACAUUUCAUUGCUGUUGAAGUCUGAGUUCAGUGUUGGCUCCUGCUGUGGUCUAGGAUGGAUCAGGAAGGCCCUUUGGAUGACGUUCAUCUGUUGUUUUUGUUGCUUUUACUGAGACCAGCGGUGAGGAGGAUCACUAAUCCCUGCAUCUGGCUGUGCUUCUUGUGCUUGCCCUGGAAGCAGUCUGGGGUGCGCUCACCAUCUUAGGUCACAGACCUGGUCCAGGUUUGUCCAGCUCGGAAGCCGCUGGUCCCAGGGUCUGUAGACUGAGCCUCACUCUUGGCUGCUGAUGUGCUGGGACAAAGGACUAUGUGGGACUCACUGCAGAAGGAGAGUUGAAUCCGUUUGAACAUCCAGGCCAACGUGUGGCCUUAGUCUUGUUCAAUUUCUUGCCUUGCCCCAACAGGGCUCAUCCACGUCUCCUUCACCUUGAUGCUUUGGAGGGCGUUCUAGAAACCCGUUCCCCUGGGACUCCAUCCAGUGUUCCCUUACAGUCUCCCCUGAAGCUUGAGGAACUGAAAGGUACAGGCCCCCAGGGAGGUUUGCUCUGUGACCUGACCCUGGCCAUGGGGAGCAGCCUAAUUCUUGAGGUCAGAAAUUGUGCUGAUAUCCUGGUGGUGCUACCCCACACCUGCAGCGGUGAGGACAGAAGCCAGGGUCUAAAGUUCAAGACUGUGAAGCAGGAGUGGUGCCUGUGGCACCUUCAACACUACCUUCACGUGCUGGGAGGAGUGGCAGGAUGGUCCCGAGCAGCUUACACACUGGCCCUACCUCUCCUGGCAGGGGUCCAUUCAGCUAAGAUUGAGGUAGUGGCUUGGGCCCACCAUGGCCUUGUUGCAGACCUCCCCAGAGUUGUGUCCUGUCUGCUCUCUACUGGGCCUCUGGCAGGGCAUGGUACUUCAGAACCUGAACUGACCAUGGUCCGGGGCUUCUGCACUUCCUGAAGACCCUCCAUGGCAAGUCCAUGAAGCUCCUGGUUGUCCCAUAUGUGAUAUUGUUGGUCCCCCCAUGCCUACCCCGUGGUCCCUCCUCACCCAAAUCUUUCAGGGGCCCAACUUUCCAGGCUCGCCCUCCCAGCGGCCAACAGCCGACACUCAGGGAUGUAGCAAACCACCACUCUGCAGCAUUAGGGCAGGAAAGUGAGGGGCCACAUGGCGGCUGGUGGCCGGCCGGGAAGGGGUGGGGGCAGAGCGCUCUCUGGAUCUCUGAAAGGAGACUCUGCCACUAGGUUGGAUUUUGACCCCUAAGCCAGCUCAGCCAUGUGGUCCAAGUUCAGGUUAGGUGGACCUCAACUCGGAGCUGUCAGGAACGGCCCUCUGCAGAGAGCACACCUUGCCACCUGCAGCCGGUGUGUGCCGCACAGCAGCCUUCCUGAAACACAGCAUGGAUUUUUAAAGUUUGUUUGUUUUUGUUUCUCAACCACUUUAUAAUGUAUUUUUAAUUUAUUUUGUAAUGUCUUAUUUUUAAGUAUUGCUGCUAUCCUUAUUAUUCUUCCCACUGUUUUUAUUGCUGAUUUAUUUUGUCAAAAGUUGUACACUAAUGUUCCGUUUUAUGUCAAAAUCAAAAGUAUUUAAAUACUAGUUCUAUUUAACGUGGUUAUGGAACCAGCUGGAAACACAAAACAGAUUGUACAGCAGGCUGGACCCGGGAGGUCAGAUUCAUUUUGUUACAUAUGCAAUAAACUCACAACUUUACAUUU
Molecule: messenger RNA, 5407 nt
Organism: Heterocephalus glaber (naked mole-rat)
Lineage: Eukaryota; Metazoa; Chordata; Mammalia; Rodentia; Bathyergidae
Gene: Smurf1
Product: SMAD specific E3 ubiquitin protein ligase 1
Biological process (GO): negative regulation of BMP signaling pathway; protein ubiquitination; proteasome-mediated ubiquitin-dependent protein catabolic process
Cellular component (GO): cytoplasm
Molecular function (GO): SMAD binding; ubiquitin protein ligase activity
Source: RefSeq, a predicted model, not a curated record